Molecule: messenger RNA, 771 nt
Organism: Racocetra persica
Lineage: Eukaryota; Fungi; Glomeromycota; Glomeromycetes; Diversisporales; Gigasporaceae
Source: the annotation of a GenBank genome assembly
AUAAAUUUAACAUUAAUGAAUAUGUCGAGCAGCAACAAGAAAUAGAUGAACUCGGUCGCGUGAAGCCACCUGCGUCUGUAAGUUUUAGUGUUAGUGACACUACUCGUCAACGUCGACGGCAGCAAAGAGAUAAAAGAAGAUCUAAACGGUUACAACGCGAUAUGGAAGAUAAAGUUAAAAUGGAGGAAGGACUAUCUACCGAUGAUGAACUAGGAGAAGCUGAUGGAAGAGAUAUGGCUACUAAAAUAGACGAAAUUUCAUAUCACAAAACUAAAUUAUUUGAAGAUGUUAUUGAUGAUUUCAAAUCUAUUUAUUUGGUAAAAUCAAAAUUUGAUACAUGGAAAAAAGAAUUUUCUGAAGAUUAUGCAAAGGCGUAUGGGGAUUUAAGUUUACCUGGAGUGUUUGAAUUUUAUGUGAGAUAUGAAAUACUGUUAUGGGAAACGUUUAAGGAUCAUUCCGAUUUUGGCAAGAUGGAAUGGUACCAAACAAUUUCUGGGUUUAAUGAUAUGAAUUCCUCUUCAGAUAUUUCGGAAAAUGAUAAACUUUUGACAAAACUUGUCGAAAAAGUCAUUAUUCCACGGGCUAUUCGUUUAGUCAAAGCUCUAAAUCCGUAUUCUUCCAAAGAAACAAAAUCUGCUAUCGAGUUUUGUAAAUCAACGUUAAAGUUUGUUGAUAAAAACUCUCCAAAAUUCAAGGAUUUUACAUCUGCAAUAUCGAGCUGUCUACAAAAUGUAGUACUAGCUAUUAAGCAUCCGGAUACUUUCAGUUUAC